Molecule: messenger RNA, 1494 nt
Organism: Liolophura sinensis
Lineage: Eukaryota; Metazoa; Mollusca; Polyplacophora; Chitonida; Chitonidae
Exons: 7
Coding region: 234-1349 (371 amino acids)
Source: RefSeq, a predicted model, not a curated record
UUAAAUAUAAAAAAAAAACAAAACAAAGCGAAAUAAAAAGAAAGUCUUUUGUUUUUUAAAUAACAUUAAUAUUAAUGAAGAAAUAAUGAUAUUUGAGAUGCAGAAUGUUGUGCAUAUUUCAGACUGUUGUAACGUUUGUGUUUUAAGGUCGUGGUAUUGGGGAUCCUCGAAGCGAUCCAAAGAGAACAGACCUGGAGACUCAGGAGAGAGAGGCCAGACAGUCUGAUAUACAGAUGCUACCAGUGCGCAAAAACAGAUAUAGGCGAUCGGUUCCCAUAGAGAGGCAAGAGAAGCUGGACUACCUAUGCGAGGUGUUUGAAGGGUUCCAGGGUGGUCACGCCGGUCACAUGGGGUAUUUCCGGCGCAGGGGUAGACUGGAAACACUGGACGAGCAAGGGCUUACAGACUUGGACUUGAGUUUGGGGCAGAGACGAUUUAGGACAAGAACGUGCUGUAGGAAGAUAAGACAUCACCGUUACCGUUGUUUUGACGACUAUCAUAUCCGGAGAAUCGACGACUUCUGUGGUGACGGAUUUCCGGAUAUUCCCUUCCCGGCACACACGACAGACUGGCACACGAAUCGACAAGUCCAAUGCUGCGGACUCCUGGCUAUGGAUCGAAUCCAAUGUUUCCAGACGACCCUAAGCGGGGCCCCUGAGGGGGAGAACCGGCGCGACGAUCUCGAUCCUGCAGACGAUGCCUCCCACUAUAUCGACGGUAUUGAUGAAAUCACCAUACAACCUCUGGUUUCUUCUGACAUUGCCGUGGACCGUCCCUCAGCAUAUCCCUCAGUAGAAGACGAGGGAGACAGAUUACAGAUCCGCAAACCUACAACUCCUUCGAUGGGAACAAACGACGUGUGUUGUGCUGCUGGCAGCUUGGUCGGUCUGGAAGUGACCUCAAACAAACUGCGGACAUGCUCACGGAAAGCCCGCCAAGCCGGGCAGAUGUUCAUUGGUCAGAACCAAGAGCUGUGCGAGACCAUGGUUCGCACAUGCUGUCUGCGAGUAGCUAUGAAUUUGGAUGACGAUGACAGUUAUGAAGAUGAUGGCGAGAGUUCAACAGAAGAUAGGUUAUUGGCCUCGGUUAUUUCCGCUACCAGUGCCUCAGACACUGAAGAUGAUAAUGAUGACGGUUACGAAGAGAGAACGAGAGGCCGUGGAAACGGCGACCAGAGAGACGCAGACGACGCUGAGAGAGGAGACCGCGGGAACGGCGACGAGGAUCGUGGGGGACCGGGGAACGAGCGGAGGAGAGGCCGAGCGGGUAGUCCGAGGCGACACAGCCGACACAGAAAUGAGCGACGGUCGAGACGACGUGGGAGGCGACGGCAUAGGGAUCGAUCCUGAUUCUUUUCUCACUGACCAUCUCUCAAACUUUUGCACUUUUUCUCUUCUCAUGCAUUUUAACUGUUUGCUUGUUGCCAAUAUUAUAAACCAAGUGGGGAUGGACAACAUACUACAUGUACUCCAAAGCCACCAAGCCUUAAUGUUC